UGCUACAAUUAAACUUGGAAGAAUUUCCCAAAUUAAAUCCAUUAUUUAGUGAGGAGGAAAUUGAAUUUUUUAUUAAACAACUUAAAAACAAGACAUUCAUAUUUAAUAAUAAACUUAGUACUAAUGAAGCCACAGUGUGUGAAUACAUAUCAAUUUUUAUGACCAUGGUGGUUCAACACAUUCAAAAAUAUAAAGAUCUUACAAUGGAAUUGAAUGUGGAGUCUAAACUAAUAGAUCUCGAGGUUACG
This is a messenger RNA of Dentiscutata heterogama, 248 nucleotides long. The record is from the annotation of a GenBank genome assembly. Lineage: Eukaryota; Fungi; Glomeromycota; Glomeromycetes; Diversisporales; Gigasporaceae.